AUUUAUCUGUCCUUGACGGGAAGUAACAUUUCUGUGUCGGGAAAUAAAGGGUAAAUUGGUGGAUUUACGUACAAAAAUUAUAAAUUCGGACAUUCGGAUGAAUUAUUAAUUUGCAGGCAAAUAUCGUCUGCAAAUUGGGUGCUCUGAAACAAAAUGGAAUCACAUAACAUUGCACGUACUAAAGAAGGCCAUGCGGCCCAGGCUGGUGUGGAUAAAUGGAUCUUAAUUCAAGAGAACACUUUUCGAAAUUGGGUCAACGAACAACUGCGCCCGGGCGGAAUGGAAGUAAUUAGCCUUGACUCAGAAUUUGACGACGGCGUGAAACUGUGCCUGCUUAUUCAAUCUCUACAAGGAAAGCGUAUUCGAGUGAUCAAGAAUCCUAAAAAUCACCACCAGCAGCUUGCGAAUGUGACAGAAGCACUGCAGGCCAUAGCCAAUGACAACAUCAAGCUUGUCAACAUAGGUCCCGAGGAUAUUGUGAAUGGGAACUUAAAGCUGAUUUUGGGUCUGAUAUGGCACCUAAUUUUGCGAUAUCAGAUUGGCAAGAGCAAGUUCCCAACAAAGAAGCUCAUGUUGGCAUGGUUACAGGCUGUCAUUCCCGAAUACAAGAUCAACAACUUUACAUCGGAUUGGAAUGAUGGAAUCGCCUUAAAUGCUUUGAUUGAAUUCUGCAAGCCUGGCCUUUGUCCUGAUUGGAGGAACCUGAGCAGAUCUGAUGGUUUUAACAACUGCCGUGCAGCCAUGACGCUGGCCAAGGCACAUUUCGACAUCCCCCUGGUUGUGAGACCCGAAGACCUCUCAAGCUCUGACCUUGAUGAGCUGUCGGGCAUGACGUAUUUGUCGUAUUUCAUGAAACUUGACUCGCCUGGCUACAAUAUGACCUUGACCUUGGUCAAACGACUCGUUAGGAACCAGGGAAUCUCUAACUUUACAACUGCCUGGAGUGAUGGGCGACUCAUGUGUGCCCUGGUGACCUCAGUCGGGGGUCACAUUCCAGGAUGGCCAUCAGUGGGUGGGGACAACAUACAGGUCAUGCAACUGGCGCUGGAUGCGGCUCGCGUACUCCACAUUGAGCCGAUUCUUGGAGCCAAGGAGCUGUGCGACCCUGAAGUUGACCACAUCGGUAUUAUGGCGUAUGUUGCAUACUUCCUCAAGUUCAAGCCUACAAUGGCUCCGGCGGAAAAGGUCAUCUUCUCGAACAUUCCAGCUAAGAGCUACGUCGGAAAGGAAGCCUCAUUCUCCAUCACGCUUGCGGACGAUGAUGUUUCCCCGGGCGACAUCCGGGCGGAGGUCACAGGGGCUGACUCCACCCACAAGGUGCAUUUCAACUGGGCCGGGCGCUCUGGACAGGGGUACUUUACAGCAUCAGAGACUGGCCUCCACAAGUUGAUGAUAUUCUGCGAAGGCCAAGUGAUCAACGGCUGUCCAGCCUCGUUCAAGGUCCUUGCUGACCCCUCCAAGGUGACCUUCACAACUGUAGAUAUGUGCUCCAUUGGGGCCUCAACGGAAUUCAAGGUGAACAGUGCGGCAGCAGGUGAUGGUGAGGUAGCGGUGAAGGCCAAGUCUCCUAGCGGGCGGAGUCUGAACCUUAGCACCAUGCCCAGACAGGGCGGAAAUUAUGUCUCAAAUUUCAACCCUUCCGAAGUCGGUGAAUGGGAGAUCUCUGUUCUGUAUGACAACCAGCACAUCAGCGGCAGCCCCUACAUUGUGAACGUGUUUGACCCCUCCCUCGUCAAGGUCUUUGGGCUCGAGGGCGGAAACAUGGCCGACGGGAUCAACUUCAAUGCUGAUGCCACUAGGGCAGGGCGUGGCAAUGUGCGGGCUGAGGUCAUGUACGGACGGACGGAUGUCACGGAGCAUAUGAGACUGCGCGAGGACCAGGCAGGAUUCUACAAGAUGAACUUCACUCCACCCCAGCCCGGCCUGUACAAAGUGCACAUGUACUUCAAUGAUGUGGAGAUUAGAGGUUCCCCGUAUGACCUUGACAUUGUUGAUUCCUCCAACAUCACUGUUAGUGGCAAUGGUUUGAGCCUGGUUCCCGUCAACCGCACAGCCUCGUUUGUCAUCCAUGGAGUGUCAGGAUCAGGAAAACUGGAUGUGGAAAUCAUUGCCCCCAACAGCGCAAGUGUUCCAGCCAAGAUCAAGUCUAUAGGAGGGACAGACCAUCAGGUGGAUUUUGUCCCAACAGUAGUAGGCGAUCACAAGGUCACGGUGACCUAUGGGGGCAAGAAGAUUCAGGGAUCCCCGUACACAGUGCGGGUUUAUGACACUGGUCGGGUUGCCGUAUCUAACAUGCCCUCGUCUGGGUUGCUAGUGCAGCCCGUGGUAUUUGACAUUGAUGCUUCAAAAGCAGGCAGUGGUAACAUAGAGAUAAUGAUCAAUGGAGGUGAGAUUGCCUGCAGUGUACAGAACCAUGGUAACUACCGGUUUACGGCGUCGUUUCUCCCUGUCUCCAUAGAAUAUCACACCAUUGAGAUGAAGUUCAACAAAGAACAUGUUCCAGGCUCCCCGUGGCGGAUCGCGAUCGCAGAUGCCAAAAGCAUGACAGUCUCGGGCCGAGGCCUGGAGUAUGUCCAGGUCAAUAAAACGGCUUCAUUCUCGAUAAUCAUGAAUAAUCUGGAUCCCAAGCAGCUUGCAGUGUCCAUUCUAGAUCCCCAUAGAAACAGCGUGCAACACAAACUAAAGAACAAAAACAAUCAAAUGAAGGUCAAAUACACUCCUAUGGAAAUUGGUGACUACACAAUAACCCUGAAGUAUGGAGAGCAAGAGCUCACUGGAAGCCCCUUCGUGGCCAAGGCAUACAACACAACGGCCAUCAAGGUCACUGAUAUCCCUGAUGGAGUCGUCGGCCAGCCUAUUGAAUUUGGAAUUGAUGUAAGGAAGGCCGGGGAGGGCCAGCUGGAGAUCAUGGUGAACAGCGGCACCCUGCCCAACACGGUAGAGUCCCAGGAGACCGGUGUGUACAAGAUGAGCUUUACACCCGAGGAGGCGGGCCAGCAGAAAGUGGAGAUCAUCUUUAACCAGGAGCAACAUCCAGAUUCUCCAUUUACUUGCAAUGCUGUGAGUCUUACAGCAGUUCAAGUAAGAAGCUUCGAAUUGCAACUUCCUGUAGACAAGUCUGCCAGUUUCUACCUAGAUUUGGAAAGAGCAUUGGAUGUCAAUGUUGAUAUAAUUUCACCAACCGGUGACAAUGUCAAGGCAAAGGUUUCGUCCCAGGGUAGCGGAUACAAGGUAGAAUGGAAGCCUAAGGUAGCAGGUCGCCACAUAAUCAACAUUCAGUAUGGCGGUAUGCAAAUCCCCGGCAGUCCAUUCUAUGUGGAUGUGUUUGAUCUGGCUUCAAUCAGGGUAGACAACUUUAGGCAAGGAACUGUGGGAGAUGAGGCAGGAUUCAGUGUUGACUUCAGCGGGGCAGGUAUGCUGGAACAGGAGGUGCAGAUCGUCGGCCCGUCGGGUGUUGACGUGGUGUACGACACCCGGGAGCUGGGUCACCUCUGGCGUGACUACAUCUACGAGGCUGAGGAGCCCGGGCGAUACCAGAUCUACGUGAGAUACGCUGGCUUUGAACUGCCUGGAUGCCCAUUCACGCAGGAGAUAGCUGAUGGCGGAAUGCCUAGCGCCAGUGGGAGUGGUCUGUUCUUCGCUGAGCAAGACAAACCAGCCCAAUUCAUCGUGGACGUUGGACGACGCAAGGGAGACCUUAGAGUUUCUGUCAAUGGCCCCACCUCUGUUGGCAGAUGUACUGUGGACCCCAAUACAGACGGCUCCUACACUGUCACCUACGUGCCAGUGGAGACUGGAAUAUUUAAUGUGAACCUGUCGUGGAAUGGCACUGACAUACCAGGGAGCCCAUAUCACCCGAAGGUGGUGGACGUACGCAAGGUGCGCGUGAUCGGGGGCUGGCAGCACUUCAUGGACAGCAAUGAGAGGGUCAACCUGGUGGUGGGAGAGCGUAAACAGCUGCCAUUUGAUAUCGCUGAGGCCGGACCAGGAACACUGAGGGCGGAGGUGAAGGGUCCCUCUGGGUCAUUGCACGCGUCUGUAGACAACCAUACGAUGGGCAAGUCAGUUGUUGAGUUCAUACCUGAGGAGGAGGGCUCCCACUACAUUCACCUGUUCUGGUCUGACCUGCCGCUGGUUAACUCCCCAUUCCACGGGUACGCCAUUCAGCAGGUGCCCGACGCCAGCAAGCUCAUCCUCACUGGGCGUGGCCUGAAGGAGGCAACUGUGAGGGAGGAGGCGGAGUUUGUCAUCGACGGCUCACAGGCAGGAAAAGGAUCACCUGACGUAGUUCUCAGCGGAGUCCGUGAUGAAGUGAAUGUCAGAGUAAGCCCCCUGGGCAAUGGCAAGUUCCGCUGUAACUAUGUCGCAACAGUACCAGGCGCCUAUCUUCUCCACAUCACGUGGAAUGGGCGCCAACUCCGUGGUUCCCCCUACAAAGUGAACGUGAUCGGAGCGUUCUACCCGAACCGUGUCGUUGUGAGUGGGGAAGGUCUACGCGGAGGAAUCCUCGGUCAACGUAUUGACGUGGUGAUCGAUACACGAAAGGCUGGGCCAGGUGAGCUGACAGCGCACUGCAUGGGCCCCCACCAGGUGGCAUUCUGUGAGCUGGCAGACAGCAAGGACGGCACAUUCAACCUGGGAAUCAAGGCUCAGGAGUCCGGCCGCCACGUUCUACAGAUCAAAUAUGGCGGCGAGCAUGUAGAGGGUAGCCCAUUCACAUUCAAGGUGAACUCUCGUCCAGAUGCCAGCAAGGUGCGUGUGCAUGGCCCUGGCGUGGAGAAUGGUAUCCUCGCAACCUACGUCAGCAAGUUCAUCGUGGAAACCAAAGGGGCAGGGGCCGGGCAGCUCACUGUGAGAAUUAGGGGACCCAAAGGGGCGUUCCAGGUGGAGAUGUACCGUGACAGUCAGCGUGACCGUACGAUUGUGUGCCGUUUUGACCCCACGGAGUGUGGGCUGUACAUCAUCCAGGUGCGCUGGUCCAAUGUGGACGUGCCUGGGUCACCAUUCAAUGUGCACAUCCUUGAUACCACAGAAGAGUUAGAACAGGUGCUGAAUGAGAACUCAUACUCGAUUGGUACACCGCGAAGCCAGAGUAGCUAUGGUAACCGGCCUGCCACCCGCAUGGUACACCAAGGAGGGAGCCUCCCUGCACCCAGGACCCAGUACGGACAGUGGAGGGGACAGGUGUAUCCUGGGCAGUAGACAGGGAAAUGUGGAAACGGGGAAUAUGGAUGGAAAAAUGGAAGAAAAACUUGUGUCAAAACUGGACUGUUUAUGUUUAAUGUGGAACACCGGUACAGUGGAGAGAAAAUGGAGCAUUAUUGCUAAAAACUGGAAUGUGAAGGGAGAAUACAUGUAUAUAACUUCCGACUGGAAUAAACACAUCAAAAGAUGCCAAAAUUUACAUAUUAGUAUACCACACCAAGUACAAAUGAAUAAGUCAGAAAAUGAUUGACAAUAGAACACAAUUUCAGAAAUGCAUAUUUAAUAAUAAUGUAUAAUGGAUGUGACCAUACAAUUUGAAAUUUUGCCAUACAUGUAAUAUUUAUUUGGUCAAACAUAAAUUAAAUAUAAAUGAAACAUAAUGUAAUGUGCGAUAUUAGAUGUUUACAAUCAGAAAUAUCAGAUGCUGAUCGGUCUUAAAGUGUUGACAAUUCAUCGUGUAUGUUGAAAGUUACCAUAGUUUGUUUAAAGUAUACAUGUAUUAUAUGUGUUUGUUUAAUUUUACUUUACCAUCGUCAUUGUUUAUGCAACAUACAGGCAACAGAAUGGUUGUUUUGCUUAAUAAUUCACUAUUUGCUUAAUAAUGUAUGUACAUGUUUAAUAAUGUAUAUGAUUAUCAAACACAUUCCAUAGUUUAUUCGCUGAUAUUAUGUUUAUACACUUUUAGAGUUUAAAAGUAUUUUGCAUCAAUUUACUCACGUUAUUCAGAUUACUUACAUCUGCGCAUUUAUCUGCGUUUGUGGUAGAGUAUCAUAUAAACUUUAUUAGUCAAAAUAUUGUUGUGUAAUGAAUUAAGAGUAGAUUUCUUAUAGUAUUAAUAUUACAAUACAGCUGUACAAAUAUAUUAUAUCUUUUUUUUAAUGAAAAUAUGUUUGAUGCAUAGUUCUCGUUAAGAAUUUUGUUUAUAUUUCUUUAUUGACAUUGUUAAACGUUUUUGUGUAGUGGGAUUGUUUAUAAAAAUGUUAUUUUUGUUAUGUGAUUUACCCAUUGCAGAACUAAGCAAAACUUUGUAGUUUUUAUAUAAUAUACAUGUAAUAUACAAUAGAAAAUACUCUUUAUUAUAUUUACUUGUAAAUAAAGUUACACAAUAAAAUUCGUUUUUGUA
Dreissena polymorpha is the source of this 6328-nucleotide messenger RNA. RefSeq names its product filamin-B-like. The record is from RefSeq and is a predicted model, not a curated record. Lineage: Eukaryota; Metazoa; Mollusca; Bivalvia; Myida; Dreissenidae. Bases 154 to 5202 code for a protein of 1682 amino acids. Gene Ontology annotation, molecular function: actin filament binding. Gene Ontology annotation, biological process: actin cytoskeleton organization. The transcript has 34 exons.